CACAACCGUCACCAUUUCGUUUUCAUUAAUGGACUUUCUUUACGUAAACACUGAUCGUGGAGUUUAAUGACAGACAAGCUCAUGACUUGUGUUUUAUUAACAGGAUCAGGACUCAUCUUACACCAUUAGUGAGGCAGAGAGAGCAUUUGGGAGUCACAUGCAGGCAGAAGAUGAGCGGUAAACAGACGAUUGGAGCACAGCCCGCCUCUGAGCGCUCUACACUAUGAACAGCACCACACAGCCCCCUCACAUUAUCAAUGGAGAUGUGGCCGUUAGCUAUGUGCUUGUCCCGUUCUUCCUCAUCAUUGUGAUCGGGAUUGUCGCUGCAGUGGUGACGUACAUAAGACGGAAACGAAGGAUUGAUAGACUUCGGCAUCAGUUGCUACCGGUGUACACAUAUGACCCAACUGAAGAGCUGAACGAGGCAGAACAGGAAAUUCUUUGGAAAGAGGAAGACACAAAGGUGGUAAAGGGUUGGAUGAGGACAUAUCAGCAGCGGCGACCCCUUGACCCGCUGUCAAAGGAUCCUGAUGCAUGAAAAUUAAGUUUUGCAGAUAAGCUGGUUUCACUGCAGCAUGCUGCGAGUGUUUUUCACUAAAAACCCACCUCCACCCCAGCUUCACUUGUCUAGAUCUGCUACAUGUGGAGUCAAAGUCCCUUAUAGGACGGUUUAGAUUCAGAAGAUGGAGAAUUUUGAGCAAUAAACUACUGAUUUACCUUUGGCCAUUUGAAGUGAUGAGUCUCGAAGAGCUUUUCAGCACCUCUGUGUCAUGAGAAGUCUUCAGGGCGCUGGUGACUCCUCACACAGCAUUGGGAUGGUACUUUUUCACCUCAGGUCUUUUCCUGCAAAUAUGGUCCAAUAUAGAGCCACAAUUUCACCUCUGAAGAGCAGCAAAUUUGUUGUUUGAACAACUCUCGGUUUACUAAGACCCAAGAAGGACUUUCACUGUUAUGAUUCUUUAUUUAUUCUAGUUUUAUGAAUUCUGCUGAUGUUCUGUGCUAUUAAAUCCCUGUCCGAGCCAUUUCAUAUUAGCCAUAUUGAGUAUGCAUGAAUGUAAUGUGUUCUUGGUGUGUAAACCAAAACCAUGCUGGGUUACAGUGGCUAGCCGAUCCUUUAAUCCAGUUGUUCUCAACUAGUUUAGCUGCAGGACCCAAAUAUUAUAGUGCCAAAAUUGUUUAUCUUACAAAUGUAAACAUAUGUCCCUUAAAUCAAACAAUUUUGAUGGUUCCAUGCACUUUGCAGACAGUAAUUCACUGCGCAAAACACAUUGUGGUCGGCUCAAACCAUGCAAGUAACCCGUAUUUAAUGUAGUCUUGGUUGUGUUUUAUCUAAAGCUGUUUUCACACUUGGAUAGAUUGUUUGGACCGAACCUGAUUUUGAUUGAGGGCACAUCAUUUUGGCAUCUGCAAAAUUUCACUAGCUUCCACCAAAUGACGUGAUUUUAAAAUACUGAACAGUUUUAUUUGAUGCACUGCUUUACAAGUCAUCAAAAGAUAUGGAAAGCAUUUCCUUCUCCCUUUUUAAAUGUUAAUGAUAAGCCUAUUUAUUUUUCUAUUCUUACCCUAUGUGCCCACUGGUGUUAAAGAAUUUCGCUCAAUACCACUCAAAAUGCUAGAGGUCGGUCACUGGGGGUGUGUCGGUAAAAAGUUGUGUGGUUAUGUUUAGUCAGUACUUUUCAUGUACUUUAAAAGUUCGAUUUCAGUCGAACUAAAACAAUCAUUUGAAAAUGCGAUUGUAGCUCGGCUUCAUCCAGCAUGUAAACACGUUAAUCGGACCACAAUUGGCCUCUGCAUAGUGUGCAGAGGUAUAGGUAUAAAAAAAGUGUCUACGUCACUUCCAACCCCUUCUAGUAUAAGUGCAAAGGAAUGGCAAUUGAAGCCGAAUGGCCAACUUGGAAACUCGUGCGAAAAUCCUCAACAAAGUUAAUGAUAAGCAUUCACUUUUAAGCAAAAAAACAAAACAUAAAUGAGUCAAAGUUCCUACAUUAUAUGAUAAUAAAUCUUGUUUAGCACACAUUUGCAGAGAUGGGUGUGUUAUGUACUAGGGAUGUCCCAAUACCAUUUUUUUUGAGAAUGAGUACGAGUACCGAUACUUUCUUUCUGAUACUUGCCGAUACCAAGUUUUUUUGUUUUAUUUUUUCGGAACUUCAUAUCAACAGAUUAUUUCAAUUUUAUCAUCAAAAUGAUGUUUAAAUUAAUGAAUUUAAUAAAACUUUAAUCAAUUUAAAAUAUAACAAUAAAUUUUCAUCAUAAUGUUGUAUUAUUUUUUAUCAGAUAAAGUGCUUAUAUACAGAACCUCACAGCACAAUCCAAAAUACAACACUGGAGUUGUACUUUGUCAAAUAAAGUGCUGCAUAACAGAGCAUCACAGAUGUAAUAUAUUGCGUAAAUAUAAUACAAUUACCAUUGAUUUAUUAUUAGUAGUAAUAGUAGUAGUAAUACAGUGAAUAUUACAUAACUUUACAAUUGUGAUAUAUUUCUGUCAUACAUUUUUCAUUUAAAUUGAGCUUUUAUUUUGACAGAGCUUUUAUUUUGAAGUGUUUCUGUGUGAUGAUGGUAGCUUUUCAGUCCGAAAAAGCCAGUCCAUUACAUUACUCAGUGAUAAUUAAACUGCAAAAGCCUGCUACUGAAUUAAAUAAGUAUGUACUCUGUAUGUGCCUCGUGCUACAAAGUGAAUUUGUGCUCUGUUCACUGUCAUCUGCUACAAACAGAGCGCUCGAUGCUCAUGAUAGUGUUUACAUGUAUGAGCCAAGGAGAAGCUUUUAAAGGUACGUGGGGUGAAGCCGGCGUCAGCACAACACUGUCUCCACCUGCUAAGCUAACGGAAGCAUUGCAGUUAUGUUUCCCUAUUUGUCAUCUUGGGCAAUGGAAUGCUUGUUCGGAAAUCGGAAAUAUCAAGUAGGAAUAUAACACAUCCAACUUUGAAUGGAACGUGGCAUAAGAUUGUUUCAGUACAGUCAAUCAAAUCACCAUAUAUGCAUGUUUACAGUGGAAAAAAUUAACUUUGUCUCUGAAUGUCCAACAUAUAAAUAUUAAACUUAUAUUAACCAAUGUAACUUUGGUUAACUAGUCUAAAUAGUCUAAUCCCUGUGAGAGCAUACUAACUGCAUUUGAAAUCUAAAUUAAAUAUAGUAAUGUAGUAAUAUGUAAGAAUAAUCAUGUUUCCAUCCAAGUUAAGAAUAUAAUUUAUGCAAAAAAUCGGAAUACCUCAAAAACAAUUUGCGAAUAAAGCAGCAUUUCCAUCCCAUUUGUUCAAGAGAUCAUCAUCGCUUCAGGGGAAAUAUUCCCAAAAUGUGGCUCUUUUAUUAAAUGUAAUGAAUUAAUUGUGGAUUAGAGCGUGCAGACAAAAUGCACUGACAAACUUCAUGUUUGCUAGCGUUCAGCGGCCGAUGUCUUAUAUCUUGAGCGAAAGCGCGCCACACAGUUCUGGUAAGUAAUAUUAACCAAUCAUUUUGAUGGCAGGCUUUUAUGAUAUUAGUCUGCUGGCUAGUUUAGUUCUGAGUGAAUUGUUCAGUCACAUGACUUGAGGCAAAGUUAUGUAACUUUUCUGACGUGCAUCUAGGAAUUUAUGUGGUAAAUGUGUUUCCAGUUUAUGCACGUCUUCUUUUCGAGAAAAUAAAAUGUAUCCACCAGCAAAUGUAUAUGUGUUUUAUGUGCAUUUUUGGAUCUUGGUGUUUCCAUCCAGCAUUUUUAUGUUAUAUCCCAACAUUUGCAUAAAAAUACAUGAAUAAAAAGCAGCAAAUGUGAUUUAAGAACUGAAUACAGCAAGAACUCAAGCAGUAUCAUCCAAUUUUUUAACUCUUUUAACAGACGUCGCUGCCUUUACCACACAGGCAUUUUUCACUGUCAUUUGCAUAAAGUUGAGCAUUUCUCAACUUUUGACGCUCUUACCGUUCGUCCCUCACUGGUUGCAAUCCCUCGCACGAGCGUGUCGCUCAGCUCCCAUUGAGAAUGAAUUUAAAAUGCCUGCUCACUCUCCGCACCAGUGGACACAUACUAUAAUUAUUUAAGUUUUUAUGGUUAGUUGCAUUUUAUUAUUUGCAUUUAGCAUUGCGACCCUAAAGGACCUGCAACCCAUUUUUUGGCCGUGACUUAUGACCCACCAGUUGAGAACCACUGCUUUAAACUGUCACAGCUCUCUGAAAAAUUUAUUUUCUUUUUCAUUCUCCAUAAAAACACCAGAACUAGUCAGUCAAAUGACUCUUUGUGUUUAAAGCUGCUGUUGCCUUCCAUUCCCUUAACCCUGGACAAACUCAUGCCCUGGGAAUGUCAGGAGAAUGCCUGCAUGUGAUUGAGAUUUUUACCACAAUGGGAUGGUACAAAAUGAUUGAGCAAUAUUUAUUUGCUGUUUUUUAUUUAUUUGGAUAAAAUGAAAUGUGUUUAGUGACUUGUUUUACAGUAGCUAGAGUGUACUUGCUGUUAAAGAUGUGUUACUGAGUGAAAAUAGUGGUUGGAUUGUUUGGAUAAUUCGAACAUACUGAAGAUACGUUCCACAUUUAGAAACCUCCAGCCCAUCAUGUGCAAAUGUGUUCCACACCUGAUGGUAGGAGUUCAAACCAAAGCGAAGCCAAUGAAUGCUACUUGGCCAAAGUAUAUGGGCAACCCCUUCUCAUUUUACAUGUUUGGCUAUUUUUAGCUACACCCUACUAACAGGUACAUGCAAUGAGGUAUACAGCCAAGCAAAAAGUAGAAUGAGGAGUACUGAACAGUUCAGUGACUUUCAACAUGGCACUGUCAUAGGAUGCCACCAGUUAAAUGAGUCUGGUGUGGAAGAACUUGACUGGCCUGCACAAAGUCCAGACCUGAACCCAAUUGAACACCUUUGAAACAGCGACUGUGAGUCAGAUCCCAUCACCCAAAAUCAGUGUCUGACCUCACUGAUACUCUUGUGUCUGAAUGGGAGCAAAUCAUUUAGAAGAGUGGAAGCUUUUAUAGCAGCCAAAAGAGGACAAACUCCAUAUUAAUGCCAAUGGUUUUGAAAUUAAAUGUUCAACAAGCACAUAUGGGGUGGUGUUCAGGUGUCUACAUACUUUUGGCCAUGUAGUGUAUGUUCAGAGUUGAGCACUAUUGAUUAUUGCCCCUGAAUGAAAACCUACUGUUUAAUGUACUGUUAUUGAUUAAACUGCUGCACUAAGUACUGUUUAUUUGUAUUCAUUAAAGGAAUGUUCCGGCUUCAAUACAAGUUAAGCUCAAUUGACAGCAUUUGUGGUAUAAUUACAACAAAAUGUAUUUUUUACAGUAAGGCACUUACAAUGGAAGUGAAUGGGGCCAGUCCAUAAAUGUUAAAAUAGUAAAAUGUUUAAUACAUAAACAUUUUACGUAUUAACAUGAUUGUGUGGGAUAAAAUAUACUGCCGUUACAUGUACCUGCUUAAAGGGUUUACCAGUGUUGCCUCGUCAUGACUACGAAGUUGUAAUAUUGGAUACAACUUUACCAGACUGAUGGUGCAUUCAUGUCAGAAAGAUCCUAUUUACGAGCGCACAUAAACGGCACCACAAAGUCAUAAAAGUUGAGUUGGGAGUGUCAAUUUAAGAAUCAUGGUGGAAGUAAAUUGUUUUUGGUAAUAAUUCAGUUUUACUUGAGGAUUUUGACAGCAGUUUAGAAUAACUGUUAACGGUAGAAUAACGAUAAAACUUGCCAAAACGUACGACUCAUUAAGCUGGUUUAUGCAGCGACAAGCAUUUUCAACAAAACUACAUUUCCCAUCAUUAAAUGUGGUCGCACAAGAAUGAUAAAAUAGGUAGAUAAAGCAUCAAUUACACACCUAAUGCGUGGCUUUCCUUUUAUUUUGUUGCAUUGGUGCUAAAAAAGCUUUCUGCCAACACUAUGUGAAAAAGAGAGAAAGGACUUGAACGCACCAUGAUCUCACUGUGAAUUUGGUGACAGUAGGUCAAAAGUUCUUCAGCUGCUGAAAUCGGUCUGUGCUAACCGAAAUUUAAACCACUGCCCCCAGUGGCCGAAGCUGGAAAUGUUUUUUGAAAGUAUGGGCACAUGUGAGCUCUAGUUUUUGGUGAAAUGUCCACAGAGUGGCACCAAAAGUGAGUUGUUUUUAUUUGGUUUUAUCAGUUCUGCCCCCAACCCUAAACCUAACCAUCAGUGGAGUAAAAAUGUAAUCUUAGAGAGAAAAUGCAAGCUCCGAAUUGAGCUUGUCACUGAUUAUGUGAAUACGAUUACUUCCCGGUUUACCCAUGUCUCUGAGAAUGCUCGAGCAACAUGCUAUCGGUAGUGCCACAUGAAAAGGUUAAUACAUUUGAAUUGAUGCUAAAUAAAAUGUCUGAUUGGAGAUGACGCUUGUUAGUAACUCUGCAGAAUGGGGCCGAUGUCAGGGUACUGGAAUAUUCUGCAGCAACAUCUGGACUUCCCAUGUAAUCGUGUUGACUUUACACAGAUAAGGUUACUAAGCAUAUAUUGUUUACAUCUUGUGGACAUACUUUUGAAACUUUUGUGCAAAAUACACUUUUGUGUAUUUUCACAUUUAUGGACUGGCCCCAUUCACUUCCAAGUGCCUUACUUUGCUUUUUCUAUUUUAAAUAAAUGAGAGACAGGUUUAAAUUAUUUUUGUGGUAAUCAACAUUAUGCCACAAAUGCUGUCAAAUAUGCUAAACUUUUAUUGAAUCCACAGCAUGCUUUAAAAGUCAAACUGAUACAGCACUCACAAGCCAUUUUACUUCCGUAAUGUGACAUAGACAUAGUUGAAAAUUUAGGCCUUUUUUGUGUGUGUUUGUGUGUGUGGAUUUUAUCCAUCUGGAAUUGAUUGGAUGAUAAAAAGUGAGCAUUUCAUACCAGAAUGGAGUCACUGGAUUGUGAAGGACUCUCCUCCUUAAACUCAUUUUUGAGGUUAGUUCCUUUUUCCAAAAGUAUUACACUAAAAUGAUUAAAUAUUCCAGUUUCUUUUUAAAUACAAUGCAGUGUUGAAGGUACUGUGAAUGAUGCCUGGUCUGAAGAAAUGAAUCAGAAGGAAUUGUUAAACUUUGUCAAUAUUUUAAGGAAGUGCUGUCUUUACUGGCCUUUUUAAGUAUGUAAUUUAAGUCCUGUUGAAAUGAGCUGACGUCAACCAUUUUUUUGUAAUGGGGUGUUUUAUUGUUUCUUAAUGAUCACAGAAGUAUUGUGGUUCUUGUAUUCCCAUAAAACAAUUAUUUUUACAAUUGUGAGUGUGUCAGUGGCACAUGUAAGGAUGGAUGUUUAUAUUCAGGAGUUUCUAAAAUUGUUGGAGUUGGUUGACUGUAUGGAAAGUCAAAGUCGAGUUGAAGUCGAUAAAGUGGAUGCAGGCGGGUGUAAAACGAGUCCUGAUUUUGUAAUGCUGUACCAGGUUUAACCCAUUUGAACAGACUUGUUAGGCAAACUAUAUGGGUCCAUCUGCAGGACAGGCAAAACUUAUGUCAGAAAGCUAAAUGCUGAAAUGUUUUCAUGACCACAGUUGUGAGAUCCUCUAGUUCAAGUGUCAGCUUAAAAUAUGCAAACUGUGUGUCACCAUUCCAUCUUUUA
Messenger RNA from Myxocyprinus asiaticus (Chinese sucker), 7485 nucleotides. Its product is annotated as small integral membrane protein 29-like. Bases 224 to 538 code for a protein of 104 amino acids. NCBI's taxonomy places the organism in Eukaryota, Metazoa, Chordata, Actinopteri, Cypriniformes, Catostomidae. The transcript has 7 exons. The record is from RefSeq and is a predicted model, not a curated record.